Molecule: messenger RNA, 1629 nt
Organism: Adineta steineri
Lineage: Eukaryota; Metazoa; Rotifera; Eurotatoria; Adinetida; Adinetidae
Source: the annotation of a GenBank genome assembly
AUGUCUGAAAGUAAAAUUGAAACUGCAACUCGUUCGACAACCACUAUCGAUAGCCAUACACCGUCUAUAUCAUUGAGUAAUGACGAUGUUUUCUAUUCACACGGACAUACACCCACUUCUGAAACUAUAUUACAAAGCAAAUACGAAACAAAGCAAUAUCAACGUCGAAAUAGUGAUAUUUCCGGCAAAAAUUCGAUCAAUUCGGUAGAAGAUAUACAACGUUCUUCGUCUACGAAUGCAGCCAAUCAAUUAUCUAAUAAGACAAUGUUAACCAAUAUUCUAUACGAUCCAUGCACAGAACAUAUUCAACGUCCUAAUAAUAAACAAAUUAAUUAUCGACAAGACAUAUCUAUACGUUAUUUAGAGCCACCUACUCCACCUCCAUCAGCUCCUAUUAUUAUUCGAGAAAUUCAAGCAUCUCAAGUUCCUGAACCUCCUCCGCUUGUCAUUCGUCGAUAUCCCCCAGCUCCUAUCACUCCACCACCGCUUAUAAUUCGCGAACGUCCGCCCACGCCACCACCUGUUGAGCCUUCUCGUAUUAUUACUAGAUAUUUACCUGCGCCUCAACCAUCCCCACGUAAAGUAAUUAUAGAAAGACAAGCAGCUUUACCACAAAAACCUCAGCCUAUUAUUAUUGAAAAAUGGCUUCCCUAUAAAACACCACCGAAACGACGUGUAGUAGUUGAACGAGAUCAACCAUUGGUUCAAAAACCAAUUCAAAAAAAUACGAUUAUUACACAUGAUGCUCCUCGUGUUAAUAUUGUUCAAAAUAUUCAUAAUCUUGGAACAAUUCGUGUAGAUCCACAUAAGUAUACUGCUCAAUAUGGUUCAAGUUUAUCAUCAAGUGAAUAUAUUCGAAAUACUAUGACAAAAUUUGGUAUUGGAAAUAAUUAUCCACAAAUGAUUCAAAUGCAAUCAUCGACAGAUUCUUCAACAACAAAUAAUAAUUAUCUUCAACCCAUGGCUGAUAUUUCGACAAUAAAUAAUAGUCAUCUCCAAACCAUGGAUGGUUUUUCAACAAUAAAUAAUAAUCAUAUCCAACCCAUGGAUGGUUUUUCGACAAUAAAUAAUAAUUAUUCCCAACCUAUGGAUACUUUUUCAACAACAAAUAAUAAUUAUCUUCAACCCAUGGCUGAUAUUUCAACAAUAAAUAAUAAUCAUCUUCAACCGAUGGCUGAUUUUUCGACAAUAUAUAAUAGUCAUCUCCAACCCAUGGAUACUUUUUUAACAACAAAUAAUAAUUAUCUUCAAUCUAUGGCUGAUUUUUCAACAACCAAUAAUAAUUAUCUUCAACCGAUGGCUGAUUUUUCGACAAUAAAUAAUAGUCAUCUUCAACCCAUGGAUGGUUUUUCAACAACAAAUAAUAAUUAUCUUCAACCGAUGGAUAAUUUUGCAACAGUAAAUAACAAUUAUCUCCAAGCCAUAGAUAAUUUUUAUAAACAACCAACGAUUACUUAUGAACAACACAUGACAUCGAAUUCAUAUAAAUUACAUAAUGGAGGUCACUGUGAAUAUAUUCAACAACAUAUGGAACAAACAAUGUUACCUGAUGGACGUCAAAGAUAUCGUUUAAAUAUUAAUGGUUCAAAUAGACCGGAAAUUUCAUAUGAAGGAGAGUUUUAUAAUUAG